AUGUCCAACGAGGAGUGGGAGGAGGUCGCUCAAGAUAUACCCUCUCUCUCUGAUCCCUUUUUGCAACAAUAUCUCACUGGCCGAUCCAACCUCAUAGCCCAGGAGCAAAAGACCCGUUCCGAUACAUCCUUCAAGGCCUCUCUGUCACCUAUCGCCCAGCGUGCCUGUGACAUUGUCGACCGCAUCCGCGACCAUGAGAAUGCCACCGUCUGGACGCCUCAGGUUGAGGAAGAGCUCUCUCAAGCUGGAAACGAGUGUCUCUUCCCCGGCAUGAUGUUCAUGCUCGCCAAAGAUCGAAUGGAGAGGACGGACCUGUGGAAGAUUGUUCGCCGCAUGCCCAAGGGUGCCCUCCUCCACGCCCACAUGGACGCCAUGGUUAACUUUGACUUUAUCCUCGAGGAACUUAUGAAGAUGCCGGGCAUGCACAUGUCGAGUGACGUGCCACUCACCACCGAGGCCGCGAAGGAGGAUGCGGCCCUCAAGUUCCGAUACAGAGCCAAGGAGAGAACUGACGGUUCCAUCUGGGAGGAUUCCUAUAAGCCUGAGAACUUUCUACUACUUACAAAGGUGGCCGAUGAUUUCCCCAACGGCGGGAGGUCUGGUUUCCUCAAGUGGCUCAAGGGCAGAUGCGUCCUCUCAGUUACAGACAGUCAUGAGCAACACCACGGCAUUGACGCAAUCUGGGUCAAGUUUGCCAAAUGCUUCGUCGUCGUUGCCACUAUUAUCCACUAUGAACCCAUGUUUCGAGUAUUCCUGUGUCAUCUCAUGAAGACGCUCAAGGAAGACGGUGUCAGCUGGGCAGAGCUCCGGUUCACAUGGCCCCUCGAUUACUGCCGUGACAAGCAUGAGGAGCCCGAGAAGGACUAUACCCACAUGUUCGAGGUCAUCAGGGAAGAGGUCUCGCGCUUCCAAAGCUCGCCAGAGGGUCAGGGAUUCUGGGGUCUCACCACCAUCUGGACGACCAUCCGCCGACUUCCCACCCGUGACAUUAUCGAAAACAUGGACUGUUGCAUCGCCACAAAGAUCAACUUCCCUGACCUGAUUGCCGGCUACGAUCUCGUGGGAGCUGAAGAUCUGGGCCGGCCACUGUCAGAUCUACUCCCGGAGCUGUUCUGGUUCCGCAAGCAGUGUGCUAUGGAGGGCGUCAACCUGCCCUUCUUCUUCCACGCUGGAGAGACAUUGGGAGAUGGAACAGACACAGACGGAAACCUCUUUGAUGCAAUCUUACUCGGAACCCGACGUAUCGGUCACGGUUUCAGUCUUUUCAAGCACCCUCUACUCAUCGAUAUGGUCAAGGAGAAGCGCAUCCUUAUCGAGUCAUGCCCCAUCUCGAACGAGGUCCUCAGACUCUGCGGCUCUGUGACAGCCCACCCCCUCCCUGCCCUCCUUGCGCGCGGAGUCGCCUGCAGUCUCUGCAACGAUGACCCCGCCAUGCUUGGCCAGGAUACCGCGGGCAUGUCUCACGACUUCUUCCAGGCGCUGCAGGGCUGGAAGAACCUCGGUCUCGCUGGUCUGGGUAGUCUUGCCGAGAAUAGUGUCAGAUGGUCUGCCUUUGAGGACCAGAACCAGACAGAGUGGGUCAAGGGUAUUAAGGAAGCCAGCCUUGGUGAUAGUGUCAAGGCCAAGAGGAUGCAAGAAUGGCAAGUUGAGUGGGAAAAGUUUUGUCUGUGGAUCGUUGAGGAGUAUGGAGACGAGUUCAGCCCUGAGGAGGGAGAGGAAAAGGCAAACGAGGAGGCUUAG
Molecule: messenger RNA, 1740 nt
Organism: Fusarium vanettenii 77-13-4
Lineage: Eukaryota; Fungi; Ascomycota; Sordariomycetes; Hypocreales; Nectriaceae
Exons: 2
Coding region: 1-1740 (579 amino acids)
Biological process (GO): inosine biosynthetic process; adenosine catabolic process
Molecular function (GO): adenosine deaminase activity
Source: RefSeq, a predicted model, not a curated record